Molecule: messenger RNA, 1410 nt
Organism: Cladocopium goreaui
Lineage: Eukaryota; Dinophyceae; Suessiales; Symbiodiniaceae
Source: the annotation of a GenBank genome assembly
AUGUACAUGUGUUGUAACCUUGCGGAGCCGAUCAAGGAGUGGGGCGCCAGCAACGCGGAGAACAAGGCGAACUACGGCGGCACCAGCGCCUUCAACCUCAAGAAGCCGGGGAUGCAGCAGGAGCUUCUGGCGCUCUGCAGCGCGCCAGAUUUGGGGAAUGACGCGGCGGCCACGCGCUGCUCCACCAGAGAAUGCCUGGUGCGCGGCUCCCCCUUGGCUGAUCGCUGCACUGCAGAAACUGACGGCUGGGAGCUGCACGGAUUCUUCGUGCGGGAGACAGAGACCUGUGUGACGGGGCGCUACUGUUGGAUGGAGGACUUCAAGUAUUUCUGGGCCUACAAACAAGGCAACUGCCAGAAGCGUUUGACCACCUCGGCUGCCUGCGUGGCCGAUACAGGAUGCCGCUGGUCCACCAGCAACAACAUCUGUUACAGCGCCACGAGCCCCGACAGUUAUCCCUCCACUGGUCUGGAUGAAGACACCUUCCUGUCCUUGCUGACGAAUGUGUCCGCAGAGGAUCAAUCCGUGACGGAGUUCGAGAAGUACAUGCAGGACAAGUAUUCGUACCUUCGCACGCGCAACCGACGCUACGAGGCGGACUUCCACGCCAGGUACACCGGGGUCAGGCUCAAUGGCCUGAAGACCCAGGUGAUGUUCUCGUGGAUCAGCUUCAACGCCACCUUCCCUCGGGAAAACACGGUGGACGAGGCCAACGUCUGGUACAACCGCUGGCAAGCGUUCAAGGACACACAUGCGCCCAACAUUGGAGGCUACCAAACGACCGACCUCUACCUCUUCCUGGUGACACAGAACGAGAUGGUCAAGGCCGCCACGAUGGGAAUCUGCCUGUCCUUGUUGGUGGCCUUCAUCGUGCUGUUGGCCACCACCUGCAAUUGGUGGUCCUCCUCGUUGGGUUUGGUGUGCAUCGUCUGCAUCACCGCCACCUUCCUGGGUAUUGUGCCAUUGUUGGGCUGGAGCUUGGGCGAGAACGAGUGCAUCUUCAUGAUCGCCACCGUGGGCUUGUCCGUGGACUACACGGUCCACUUGCUUCAUGCCUAUGACAACGCUCCGGUGUCCGCCCGAACGGCCCGUGCGCACGCAGCCUUGGAGGAGAUGGGCAUUUCUGUGGCGAACUCGGCCAUCACCACACUCUUUGCCGCCGCCAUGCUGUUCGCCUGCGGUUUCUACUUCUUCUUCCAGUUUGGCGGCUUUAUCUUCAUGGUCAUCGGACUUUCGAUCUUGAUGUCCACCAACUUCCUGAUGCCUCUGAUGAUGUUGGUGGGCCCUGAGGGCGAUCAGGGCAAGAUGUUGCGAAGGAGGAAGAUCGGUAGCACCGAGUGAGCCCGGUCAGCAAUAGCUUCGGUACUGGUGACGGCUGGGAUGAGCAGAUUUUUCAAUGGCCAUGCUGGC